Messenger RNA from Anopheles marshallii, 969 nucleotides. RefSeq names its product purine nucleoside phosphorylase-like. Gene Ontology annotation, biological process: nucleoside metabolic process. NCBI's taxonomy places the organism in Eukaryota, Metazoa, Arthropoda, Insecta, Diptera, Culicidae. The record is from RefSeq and is a predicted model, not a curated record. Gene Ontology annotation, molecular function: purine-nucleoside phosphorylase activity. The coding region runs from base 1 to 969 and encodes 322 amino acids. Gene Ontology annotation, cellular component: cytoplasm. The transcript is spliced from 3 exons.
AUGAAUCGUACGAGUGUUAACGGAAAGGGCAACGGAGAACAGCAGGGUAAUCGAACCAAGGCACCAGGCAGCAAGCGGAUCAACGGAUUGUACAACGCUGUGCAGGACAGUGCUGGCUACGGUAGCUACGAGAUGGUACAAGAAAUCGCCACUUAUCUGCUGGACCGCACGCGUAUCCGACCCCGGUGUGGCAUCAUAUGCGGCUCGGGGAUGGGAUGUUUGGCCGAUCAGCUGACCGACGUGGAUAGCUUCGACUACGAGACGAUUCCACACUUUCCUAUCUCAACCGUGCCUGGACACGUGGGACGGCUUGUGUUUGGCUUUCUGGCCGGCGUACCCGUGCUUUGUAUGCAAGGUCGCUUCCAUUACUACGAGGGAUAUUCAUUGGCAAAGUGUUCCAUGCCGGUACGGGUAAUGCGACUAGUCGGCUGUACACGUCUGAUUGCCACCAAUGCGGCCGGUGCCAUCAACAGCAACUACCACGUCGGCGACAUCAUGCUCAUCAAGGAUCACGUUAAUCUGAUGGGAUUUGCCGGAAACUGCCCUCUGCUCGGACCGAACGAUGAACGGUUCGGGCCACGUUUUCUCGGAAUGGCCAAAGCGUACGAUCCGACCAUACUGCAGGUAGCGAAAGAAGCGGCCAACCAGGUGCCCGGUCUGCCGAGCAUCCUGCGCGAGGGUGUGUACUGUUGCGUCGGUGGACCCAACUUCGAAACGGUCGCCGAAGGUCGCCUGCUGGCGUUGCUGGGCGUUGAUGCGAUCGGUAUGUCGACCGUGCACGAGAUCAUCACGGCACGGCACUGCGGUAUGACGUGCUUCGCCUUCAGCCUCAUCACCAACAUGUGCACGAUGAGCUACGAAGAGGAGGAAGAGCACUGCCACGAAACGUUCGUGGACGUUGGGCGCCAACUGGAGGGACGGAUCUGUGAGCUGGUCACGCGGGUUGUCGGCACCAUUGCGGGUGUCUAA